AUGACUGCUUCUCCAAAAGUUGAGAAUGUAUCAUCCGUGACUAUUCCGAAAAUUCCAAUGAGACCGAAUGGAUUCGUAGCUGGUCGAGAUUCGAAGAAACUGGCGAUUCAAAGAUUCAAACUCCUCGUUUCGGACUUUUUGACUGAUGCUCAACUUUCUAAAAGCAUUGACGUAGCAGCUGUCGGAAUGCAUAAAGGAAAACCAUUGGAUGAUAUCAUAGAUGAUGUUUAUGCACGUCUUCGUCGAAAUUUGACAACAAAACAAAUCAGUCAACUGGCGAAGGCACAGAAGGGAUUAGUUGAGGAUUUGGAUGAGAAAUCGGCAAAAUUGGUGAAAGCGCGAGUCAAGAGAAUGAUUGUCUAUUCAUUUGAUCCCGCUGCUGAACAGAUUCAUAAAUUUGCAACGAGACCUUCCAUGGCAUUUGCUUUGAUUGCUGAAACAAUCAAUGAGAGAUUUGUUGGAUCUGUGAAGGAUUUGAUUCGAGAUGUUUUAACUCCAAAGGAAUACGAAAUCUUCCGGAAACACUAUCAUCCAACGAUAUUCAAGUUGGAUAAUGAUAAUAAAAGUAUGGAAAUUGUAAACAUGACAACUCCGAAAAUGUUUCAAUCUUUGAUCUGGUAG
Molecule: messenger RNA, 621 nt
Organism: Caenorhabditis remanei
Lineage: Eukaryota; Metazoa; Nematoda; Chromadorea; Rhabditida; Rhabditidae
Exons: 4
Coding region: 1-621 (206 amino acids)
Source: RefSeq, a predicted model, not a curated record